Molecule: messenger RNA, 465 nt
Organism: Fraxinus pennsylvanica
Lineage: Eukaryota; Viridiplantae; Streptophyta; Magnoliopsida; Lamiales; Oleaceae
Source: the annotation of a GenBank genome assembly
AUGAAUUAUGAGCCCAAUACUUCUCUUAAUCUGAGUUCCUUAAAAGAUAAGCCAAAUCUAAACCUAGCACUGGACCCUUUGUCUUCUUCAUCAUCAACACCUUUGGAACCAGUACGAGUUUUUUCUUGCAACUUUUGUGGAAGGAAAUUCUACAGUUCACAGGCUCUUGGAGGACACCAAAAUGCUCACAAACUAGAGAGAACCUUGGCCAAGAAAAGCAAAGAAUUAUGCUCCGCGGUUAAGCCACACGCCGGGAUGAACCAGAGGCAGCUUUCAUCAGGAGGUGCUGGUGGCGGCCGGAGCCACUUGCCGGGGCCAUUCGUCGGAAUUGAUCAGCAAGGACAUGCUGGUAGGUUUAACAGUGACAUGAAUUAUGAAAGAAGAAAUUAUUGGAAUGAUGAAUACAAUCAGGGAGGGAGUGUUGAAGAAGACCACGGCCAGCUUGACUUAACUCUAAGGCUUUGA